Messenger RNA from Lymnaea stagnalis (great pond snail), 9873 nucleotides. Lineage: Eukaryota; Metazoa; Mollusca; Gastropoda; Lymnaeidae. The record is from the annotation of a GenBank genome assembly.
AACUCAAGUCUCGGUAGUAUAACUCUUGGGUACACUAAAUGACUACCACGCUAAAAUAGAAACAGGAUUUAAUAUAUAAUAUAGCCCUGUAUUUGUAAACAUGUCAAACUCAGUUGUUUCAGAAGGAGACUAUGUAGUUUUCAAGCGGGACGGAGCAACAAGAGUAUUUCAGAUGAAAAAAAAUCGGUAAUUUAUUUUAACGCAGUAUCAGUAAGCCUAUAUAAGCCAGGCAUGUCAUAUAUCUGUUUUUACUUUAAAAUAAUAAAUAAAAAAGUUACAAAGUUGAAAGGACAAUCCUAUCUCAUAAUUUUAAAUUGUCACCACAGUUCCCCACACACACUUUACUACUACUUGUCACUACAAUCAAUGAUGAUUCAGUUAGAAUAAGUCAUAAUCAAAGAAAACAAUAAUGACUGAAUAGCCUACUUUUAACUACUUCUACUAAUACUAAUACUAAAGUCAAAGUAAAGAAGCUGAAAAAGUUGAAAUUUUAAGCCUACUAAAAUUAAAAAGUCUGUCCUUUUAGACUAAGAUAAGCUAACCAGACUUUAUGGAUGCCAAGUGCAGACACAAAUGGUCUCUACCAGAACCAUACUGGUGGGGGGUGUUGUUCUUUACUUUUUUUGCCCCCCCCCCUUUUCCAAACUCGUACAAACAAGAAACUUUUAGCCCCCAUCCCCAUACAAAGAUCAAAGAAAUCAAAUAGAUUAAUAGAUAAGUGUGAGGUCACAGGAAUAAAAAAAAAAUGUGUUGCGGGUUUAUACCGCCGACAGUUUGGCUAGCCCAUUGGUCCCCAUAAUAUGCGUCACUCUGGAAAUCAAAUUACUGCACCUGUGUCAGAUACAUUUCACCAGAACAGUAGUUUUCAAACUGGGAUAAAAGCCCUUUGAUGCGGAAGUUCAGAAAAUUGUGUGUGCUGCCAUUGCUAGUUGUUGCUGCUGUUUAAAAAAAUCAGGGUAAAUUUGGAGAGAUAGCACUGUGGCCGCCAUCUUGGUUGGAGUGACCCGCGAACUUAUGUCCUAAAUCUAUCCUUAAACCUAACCUGAACCCUAAAUCUAUCCUUAAACCUAACCUGAAUCCUAAACAUCCCUAACCUGGGUUACCUGGAUUUUACCCUAUUGGAACCAGGGUUUUGACCCUAUCAGCCUAUCAGAGCCAGAGUUUUGACCCUAUCGGAACCAGGGACAAAACACGCAAAUGAUGUCGGGGUGCUAUCUCUCUAAAUUAGCCAAAAUCAGUUUUUAUGCACUUUGAUUAGCAGCAAUAAAUGUUUUUCUGGUAAAUUUUGUUUGCACAUUACUUGUAUUGGUAAUAUUUUUCCUAGUUUAUUGUCACGAGCUCUUUCACGCUACGUAAUGCUUGGGUCUAAAUUCUACCCUUUUUCUGACACACCUUGUUUGUACAAAACAAGGAAACACAAUAAACAUACAAUAAACAAAGAAGUCUUCAAUUAACUUAAAAUAGCCAAGACUAAUUUAUUAUCUAAAACGUAUAAGUAACUGACAUGAAACAAACUAUGCAUAUACCAUAACAUAUGAUGAAUGUAAUAGUUAAGUAUAUUAACAGAUACACUAAGACGCUUAUAAUGGUUGUCCUUUAACUUCAGUCACUCAAAGCACAUCUGCGGACUACGACUGCACGAUACAGGCACUUUAGUUUAUGACUCCCUCGACACGCUACUGACUCUAAUGGUGGUGUCUAGUGGGACUGUCUUCCAUCUAGCAUCUGUAUGGAACUAUGGACAUUCGUCUCACUGCCAAGUGCUUGAGAUGGUCGGUCUGCUAGCAUCUACUCUCACGAUAAUAUAAAGGGCGACUAUUCCUGAAAUAUAUGAAUAAAUCCCCUACACCAUGUGAUCAAUCCUAACUUCCAACUAGAUACUCACCGUCGUCUUCUAAACUACUACCGUCUACCUAACGUAACUCUCGAUCACACAAACCACCCUACAGCUUCUUUAAUCACACACCUUACAUACACUUACCUCUCUCUAAUGUUCUUCAAAGUGUGGUCAGUGGUGUCUACCAAACGUUGUCGAUAUAUAUAUGCCUAACCACUUUAUGUGGAUGGUAACUCUGACAGUCCUCUACUUCUACCGACGGAGCUCUCCCUGACUGUCCGCUACCCUGUCUGGCUGUGUUCUCGCCCAGUCCUGUCCAACGGUCCCUAUUUAUAAUUCCUGAGCCCAUGGAGGUUCCCUCCCAUGUCUGUAAUCUGACUCCCAAAUCUUCGCGUACUUAAAUUUGCAAACAAUUGAAAUGGUCCUAAACCCCCCUAGCGCAACAGUCGUUCCAGGGAAAUCUGAUAAGCUAGCUCCUGGUCAGAUGGCUGGUAACCCGGCUGACACGCCGGCCUUUUUAGUCGGUCGGUACCCCCAACCCUGUGGCAUCCAGGUCUGAACCCUCCACCAUGCAUGGUAUUUAAUUAUUCCCCCUUACCCUUGUCCCUCUCUCUAACUCACUAUGGCUGACCUUGGCUUAAUAGUCACUCUGUGACAUUUAUAAAAAGUUAAUCAAAGAAAUAAAAUUAUGAUUAACUAAAUUAUUAAUUAUUUUUUAAUUUUAUUACAAUAUGAUUUAUACGGUUUGGAGGGGGUUGUAUAAAACGGAGUGGGCCUGCAGUGCUGCAAUUCAUUGGUAGUCCUAAUUCUAUGACAUUAAAAUAAAAUACAUUUAUGAAAUAAAGAACAGCGUGUAACCAAAACAACAAAAACAAAUGUAUAUUCACCCACCCCAGAACUUUUACAUGGCAAACCAUGGACGGCAGCCAGCAGGAUUGUUUAUCGGUCAGAGGAGGGGAAUCAGUCAUGGUAGUAUAGUUUAAAGAAAUGUGUUUUGAGUGCAGUUUUGAAGGCCUGGGGGUUUGGUAUAUUGCGGAUGUAAAGUGGUAAGUGGCAAAGAAUUCCACUGUUUGGGGGCGCAGAAAGAGAAAGAUUGUUCACCAUAAGUUUUAGUGUGUGUCUUGGGAACGGACAGAAUUUCCCCUCUGCCUCGUCACACAUCGUCACAAAAAUGUGCCCCUCUCCCCCUAGACUCUUGACAUAAAUUUAUGGAAAGGCCCUAACUUAAAAUAAUUGACAUACUAUUUUUUGGUCAUAUUCAGUUUGGACUAUAUAUCUUAUAUGUAUAUAUAUAUAUAAAUUUAGAGAGAGAGAGAGAAAAUGGUAAAAUAAAAAGAUAAAUCGUCAAUUUCAACUAAAUGAAUCAAUUAAUCCAAGUAAUACAUUUUUAUAUUACUUAUAAAUGUUAAACAGUUCAAUAGGCCCUAAUAACAAAAUAUUUCAUUUGAUUGAUUUGAAUCUAUUUUUGUUAUCAGACAGGUGUUCUUUGAAAAGGCUAAACUUAGUGUUGAUGAACUGAUUGGACAGCCAUUUGGAUCAACAUUUGAGUUUGAAAGAGGAAAAAUUAUUAAGGUGGAGUCAAGCAGGGCUACAGAGCUACAGAUUGGAGGAGGUUAUAAUUACAUUAGACAUAACUACAUUUACUAUGAAAUCAUCUUGUAAAAUAUCAGCUGUAGGCUGUACUAAAGUUUAACUUUUUGUUCACCUUUGUCAAUUUUUUAUCCCCAUUAAAAAUUAUUUGUUUUUACAAUCAAGUGACGUCAAGUGAUACUGUUUUUUAUGUUACGAUUUGCUUUAUUGCAACUGACUAUGUUUCUUAUUAUGAUUGGCCUUAGUUCAACUGACUAUGUUUUUUUUUUAUGAUCCUGGAUAAAUGGCCUUACUCCAAAUUAUCCUGGAUAAAUGGAACCAGUGGUGAAAGUGUGAGAUAAAUGUUUUGCUGGAAUGGAAGUGUGGAAAAGUGGCAUAAAACAAUGGAUAUGAGGAAAGAUUUUAAUCUAGUCCGGUGUGCUUUACACAAAUACAAUUUUUUGAGGAUAUAAAAUUACUUUCACCUUCUGAAUGCAACAUAAUACACAUUAUAUGUUUUAUCUGUCUCAGUGCAAAGAUAAUUUUUUUCUGACUACCGGUACGUAAGAUACCUUGGAAACUUGACACAAUAAAAUGUUAGCUCUUGUCAGGUUUUUUUUUUUAAAUACAAAAGCAUUUGUUUUUUUUUAACUUUAUUGUUCUGUUUUAAAGAUAGAAACAAAAUAAGAUUUUAUCAGUCACCAGGAAAAUAUGCCAAUAAAGUAGAUGAUUUACAUCACAUUGAUUAAUAAGUUACUGGAAAUGUUUUUUUCGACGUGAAAUGUAUCUAAUUUCAUUUAUACUCUUCAGCCGAGGUCACAGGAGCAGACAACCGCAAUCUGCUGGAUGCUGAUUCCAACCAAAAGAUGUCACUGGAUGACAUAAUGAAAAUGAAGGAAGAUGGAGUGAGAGGAGAGGUAACUAUUGCACUUACUACAGUAAAGUUCUAUUCAGUGGUAGUGAAUGAUCUUAUACUGUGUGAAAUGCUGUUCACAUAAUUACAAGAAAAGCGGUACGCAGAUCGCAUGCAAUAUACUUUUUAUGGAUAAAAAUUAAUUUUAUCUGAUUAGGUUACAGCUUAUGAUUUAGGGAAGGUCACCUUUCAUUUUUUAAGUAGCAUAUUUUAAUAAAACAAGCACUACCUUAUAAAAACUAACAGUCUGUUACAAAUAUUUGCAAUUUUUAUUCUCAGAAAAUAAUUGAAGUACUGAUAGAAAACAGUGAAACUUUUAAAACAAAGACACAGUUCUCACAAGCCAAGUAUCUCAAGAAAAAAAAGCAAAAGUAAGCAUUUCAUUCUUUUAAUUUAUUGUUAAUAUGUAGUUAUGUCCAGGCACGAAUUGGCAGUGCUCAACUAUUCAAAAGAUAGCAUAUAAUUAGAAGUUUAAAAUGCAGCAUAAAUUAGGGCAAAGAUUUGUUUAGAUCAUUAAUGCAAGCAUGUCUGAGGAAGACAAAAAAAACACCCCAAAGACAAAGAAUCAAGAAUGAAAGAAAUAUAAAAGUGAGAACAAGAAAGGAGAAUUAAGCUGUGUAAAUGUUAGCUUUGGCACCUGUGUAAUCUUCAUCUUGAGAACUGAGUUGAGGUGUUGUUUUUGUAAACAAACCCACCCUCCAGAUAAGUAUCCUGCUUUACUCUAUUUAAACAUUGCACCCUAUAAUAUUCUCUACAGGCAUAUUCUCAGGUUCAAACUGUUGAGACCAACUACAAGACUUGUUGUGGAGAUAUUUUCUAAAGAACCAAAUAAGAUAUGGUAGGAAUUUUAUUCUAGAAUCAAAUAAUACACUUGUUCACUAAAAAUUAAAAAAAAAAUUAGUUUUCUAAUUAAUUUUAUGUUACAAAUAACAAAGAUCUUAAGCUUAUAUUAUUUAGCAUUUAAUCAACCUUGACACUGUUAACUAUUAAAAUCCUUGGCCAGUCCACAGUGAAGACAGAAAAUCUGGCAAAGGGUGUUUUUUUUUGAUGCUAUGAAAACUAUUUUUAACCAAACAAAAAUAACUUUAGUCUGAGACAUUCUAACUUAACACUGUAUUCUGUCAUUUCACAUAAAAUUGUUGAUGUUUAUUAAUUACAAUGUUUUCUCUCACUAGCAAUAUGAGACCAGACACUUUGUCCCAGUUAUUAAGCUACAGUAACGUUAGGUGGGGUAGCCAUGUUGGUGUUGUUGAAACGUGUCAGGGACUCGUCCUUGCUGCGUUGCUAGAAAGAAUGGGAGGUAACUCAAUUUUAAAACUUUUUAUAAAUAUUAAUAGUUAUAUAUACUAUACAGAUUAUGUCAUUGGAUGGUUGGCUUGGGGUGGCAUACCAAUUACAUAUUGAUGUGCUCAGUUCAUCAAAAUUUAAAUAAAAUGAAUACAAGUAUGGAGUAUGUAGAAUCAAAAUAUUUAUAUAUACUGAAUGCUACUAGAACAAGGAUUAUGAAACUUGGAUUUUGUGUGCCAAAUAGUAUUUUUUAAAUCACAGUCUCCUACAUGGCUUUUUACCCAUACUGGUCAAAUCAAUGUAAAUGAUUUAGAGAUAAAUUUAAUCUAUAAUCAAUACAUUUAAUUUUCUAGGUAUGAAAGGAAGUAUGGUCUAAUGGUGAGUUCAAAAGCGUUCAAAAUAAAAUUACAAUAAUAACUGCGCCAACUGAGAUUCUUACAAAUACUGAAAGUGCGUUUGGUGCGUAAUAUUUUUUUUUGUUUUAUGGAAAUAGUCUCAAUUUAAACAGGUGUAAUAAAUCUGCUGUAUAAAAGGGGGUGGGACAUUGGAAUAUUAAUUUAGUUCGGGGGCAAGGGCGUACCUGGAGGUGUGGGUAGCACUAUUUGAGAAUCUUAUAAAGUGAGUUACUUGAAUGCAUUUUUUGUCAUGUAACUUUAGUAGAUGGAAAGUGCACUCAUUGUAGCCGCCAUUGUUUGAUGAGCAAUAACUAGUCAUUUUAUAAAUUACAAUAAGACAUCCAUUAUCUUGACUUAACCCCCAUCCUGAUUAUUGACUGGUAUCUUCACUUCAGUAAAUUAGAUAUAAAAAUAUCAAUUUAGCUUACAAUAACUAUUUUAUUGGAAAACUAGAAAGAAACAAAAGAAAAAAACUACCCGAGUCAAAACCUACAAAAUAUGCCCACAGCACUAUAUUUCAAACCAAUAAACUAUUGUACAUGUAAUUAUUAAGCGAAAAAGUCUGUCACGGUUUUUAUUUGAAUAAGAUUUGUGCUUCGUUUUCUUUUUGGCAACCACGUUUUUAAUCGGUGUCGUAAAUGUUGAGGUGACUUGUAAAAAGAUACUCGCAUUACGGCACCUAAAAAUAAACAUGGUUUUAAAAUUUGUUCAUGCUUAAGCUUUUAAAAUUUGUUCAUGUUUAAGCUUGGAAUGGGUUCACUUUAAAUCACGUCACAAUAUUUUUCUUUAGGGCAAUCCAUAUUAUUGGCACACUGGAUUACCAACGUGAUACUGUAUUUAUAUAACUUAUAGAUAUAUUUAAAGUCAUGUUACAGACAAAUUAAUUUAUCUUUCCUCACCCUCACAAAAGUGUCUUUCAUUUGUGUGAACUAUUUCAGGUCAAGGGAAACUAAUUCACUUCAUUCCAAACACCAAUGACACAAUGUGCCGGUGAGUACAUGGAGACAUAUAAUGGUUAAACAACAAAAUUUAUAUUUUUUUCAUUAAUGCAACCUUUAACUGAUUCUACAUUGAUAAUGCCAUUAGUGGAGAAUUCUAUCUUUGCUGUAAAUAAUAAUUAAAUGCUACAAUCUUUACUUAGAAAAUAUAGUGAUUAAAUGCUGAUAAAAUAUUCAUUUGCUGUAAAGAUUUAAUGCAAUUAUUAAACUUAAGACAAAUGUCAGUAGCUGGAGAAGAAAGUAACCGAACUGAUUGCUUUUCAGAUUAGUUUAUUUCAAUGUUUCUUUUAAAAAAAUCUCUUUCUCAAUUACAGUCAAGUGAUGGACUAUUUCAACUUCCCUAAAGACCAUCUUUCAAAUUUCUACUAUCUUCCAAUAACUGCAUUGUCAAACCUACAAGAAACUGAAGUAAAAAGACAAACACAAGAAUUGGGUUUAGACAGUUUAAUACCAGCUACAACAGAUGAAGAUUUUUCAGAUUCUAAUGUUAAACAGGAGUGUAAACCUAAUCAAUCAUUAGAAUUACCAGCUGAUGAGGAGGUCCUGGAAGGUGAACAUCAAUCUUUAAAGGAAUUGACUGAUACAAAACUUGUGGGUGAUGAAAAAAAAAAUGGUGCAGAUGUUGAAAUGUUAGAUAGCACAGUGUCACAAGCAUUAAAUACUAAACGAGAGGUAUGUAAAUUUAAUGUAUGUUAGAUUGAAUUAUGAAUUGUUAUGGCUUUUUACUCGUUUCAUCCACGUCCUCGUAUACUAUUUAACAUACUUACCUAUUUCGAAACUUGUAAUGCAUGUUCUGAACAUUAACUCUUGACAUAUCUACAGAUGGAGGCAGCCAGAGACAUCAAAAGACAACAAAGAGCUGAACGAUUGAAAGUAGCGUCUAUGAUCAUUAAAGAGAAAAAACUAGACAGGUGGAGUUCAGUUUAUUGUUAUACAUUUUAUAUCAAUCAACUGUUAUGAAAGAAGGCCAUAAGGCUCUUUAGCCUUGAUUUUUGAUAUAUAUUUAAGUUCAACAAUUUUUAACUGGUGAGUUUAAACACACCAGUAAGUGUUUUUAUGAUGUUUUUGCUAUUGCACACAUAGAAUGGGACCAAUAAUCCGUAACAUUUACAAUGAUGAAAAAGCAGAUAUUUUUAAUUCUUCAAUGGUGUGUUGUAGAAUUUCAGUACUGUAAUUACUUUUAAUGUGUCUCAAGUCAAAAAGGUUUAAAACCAUUACUUAAAUGGAUUAACUUUAUUAUGCCCCAAUAUAAUGCAUUAACUUGUGUCUUCAUAAAUUCUUUCAGUCUGGUCAUUGCCUGCAAAUAUAAUCCAACACCAAUAUUGAUGAAGCUCUUAGACUUUGUGCCGCCAUCUCGGCCUGUGGUUGUUUACUGUCAGUUUAUAGAGGUGCUACUAAAUAAUCUUACAUCUUAAACUAGCUAAAAAAAAUAACCAGUAAUUUCCUUUUUAUUAGUAACCGUGCCAGUACUGAGAUAAAUUUUAUUUGCUUUGAAUAUUGUAAGCUAGGGGUAUAUAACUGGGAAAUAUAUUUGAAUAUUUGUUGUAAUGAAGUAGCUUCCCUUGAUUUUAAUUAUCUAAUAACCUUUGACCUAGAAAUAAUAUAAUCGUUUUGACAUGAAAGAAUUUUGUUUAUUUGAUUUUCUUUAUUUUCGCUUUAAACUUUCAGCCUUUGGUGGAAUGCUACUCUGUGAUAAAAGAAAAACAAAUUGGCCUGCAACUGAAAUUAUCAGAAACAUGGUUCAGAGAGUACCAGGUAAUGAAAUAAGGCGGAGAGAAAUGAAAAAAAAAAUGAACAAAAGAUGUCAUUAGAUGACAGUCAGUCUUAAAUUAGUUAGUUGAACAUUCUUUUAAUCUUCAUUUGUUGCUAAAUGACAAGAGUUAUAAAUUGAGCAUGACUUCACAAGUUCUUGAGAAGUUUAUUUGCCAACUUAGAUCAUGAAGGAAUCAAACAAGCCAUUUAAAAAGGGUUAUGGCAGAGAAUGUGUAAAAAUGUGAAAAUGUUCAACUUCAAUUAUUAUAAUUAAAAGUUAUUCUGUAUAUGUAUCCUAUUUUUUUAUAAUGGCAAUUGAAUUUCAAUCAUUUUUAUGCUCGAUAAAUUGUCGAAUUUGAGGGUUUACCUAAAAAGAGGUUUAGGCAGAAAUGGGCUUACUAAAAAAUGAAGCAUUUGAUUAACCUAAAGUAGUUAAUUAUUUUAGGAAACUAGCCAAUGUACCCGGUGUUAGCCCAUACAGCAUUUAGAAAAAAGCUUUUAUCAAUUAAAAUAAAAUAUGAUCUCUGAUACUCUAGUGGGAUCCCAUUCCCCACUGGGAUUGAGUUCCCUAGGUGAUCCAGUUCUAUGAGGCACACUUCAAGUCAACUUUGGCCAAAUCGAUCUAUACAUGUUGAAGUGUAUACUGUAUUCUAAACCUUUAACUAUAACCCUUUUUCAUUUACGUUAAAAGAGGGGCCCAGGUGGGUGCCCAUUCCAUAAGAUGCCACUUUAGUUAUAUAUAUAUUUUUGAUAGACUGUAACUAAUAGAAUUCAGUUAUAUAUUUAUGUUCUAUUUUGAUGAGAUUUGUAAAUAAAGUUAAAUAAUUAAAUUUAUGUCAUAAAAUAUUAUUGUUUAUUAAAAGAAACCGAAAAUGAAAUGAGCUGGUUUUUAUGGUCCAACAGGUGCUCCCCCAACAGACUCGUCCGUCAAUCAACAUGAGUGGCACAGGUGGUUACCUUCUCACAUUUAUGACAACACAACCGUGUCCGCCAUAACCAGCAAACAUUAUUUAUGAUAUGGGACGUAAUGUCAUUGAUUCUUCACAAUUUUUUUUAUUUUAUGUAUGUUACUAAUGUUACAUUGUCAUUUGUAAAAUAAAACAGCUGAAGUUAUCGACUUUU